AUGUCGAGGUUUAGAUUACGAAGGCAAUACGACGGGUAUAUUUCCGUGCCCAAUGAUGAUAGUGGAUUUUCCGAUGCCCAGUUUGAACCGCCUCCUCAGAAGAUUCCAUGGAAAGCUCUAAGCUUAGCAGCAUUUCUCUUCGUGGUUGGAACGUCUCUACUCAUUGUGGGCAGCCUCAUUGUAACUGGCCAUAUAGAUACGAAAUAUUCUGAUAGAUUAUGGCCAAUGAUUGUUCUUGGGGGAAUUAUGUUUUUACCUGGAGCUUAUCAUAUGAGAAUAGCAUACUAUGCUUACAAAGAAUAUCCGGGGUACAGCUUUGCAGACAUUCCAGAGUUUGAAUAA
Molecule: messenger RNA, 342 nt
Organism: Maniola jurtina (meadow brown)
Lineage: Eukaryota; Metazoa; Arthropoda; Insecta; Lepidoptera; Nymphalidae
Product: transmembrane protein 230-like
Exons: 1
Coding region: 1-342 (113 amino acids)
Cellular component (GO): endomembrane system
Source: RefSeq, a predicted model, not a curated record